Mycetomoellerius zeteki is the source of this 910-nucleotide messenger RNA. RefSeq names its product NADH dehydrogenase [ubiquinone] 1 beta subcomplex subunit NP15.6 (gene NP15.6). Gene Ontology annotation, cellular component: respiratory chain complex I. Bases 280 to 717 code for a protein of 145 amino acids. NCBI's taxonomy places the organism in Eukaryota, Metazoa, Arthropoda, Insecta, Hymenoptera, Formicidae. The transcript has a single exon. The record is from RefSeq and is a predicted model, not a curated record.
CUUAAGGCUUAGAACUUUAUUGUAGAUCCGGGAUAUCGUUCGGUGAGCACUGUAUUCCGAAACCCAUCGAAAAGAAAAUGUUGCCACCUUUUAGUUGACGAGUGUAUAGUUACACAAAUAUAUUUGAAAGAAUAUUAUCUAAUUUCCUUCUCUCUGGAUUCAGUACAAUUCAGUACACGCAGUUCACUCCGAUACUUAUAUAACGUGAUCCACACUGAGACUCACGGAAUUCCUCGUGGCAAUCAUCGCACAGCAGAAGAACGCAAAAGUACUUGCUGAAUGAUGGCAGCGUUAUUCCGCAUGAAUUGUAUGCAGAGUUUGCGCCGAGGCUUAACUCUAAUGUCGUCCAAGGAGACAACGAUAUAUCGUAGAAUAGCGACGACACCGAGCCGUCACGAUGAGCCCAAGGAAGAAACAAAGUCUAUCAAGAGGAAGUGGGUGAGUUACGGCUUCAGUCAAAAGAGCGAAGUGGAAGAUACUCAUGCCCUGCACCAGACCAUGUUUGUCUGUGUAACCAUAGUCCUUGUAAUUGGAUGCACUGUCAUGGCCUAUUUACCUGAUGUCAGAGGCAAGGACUGGGCACAACGAGAAGCUUACCUGCAACUCCGUUAUAGAGAGGAGCAUGGACUUCCUCCCAUUAGUCCCAAUUAUAUUGAUCCUUCAAAGAUAAUACUGCCGACUGACGAAGAGCUAGGUGAUACAGAGAUUAUUAUUUAAAGUGUUUUGACAACACUGAGAACAAUUAAACUUUUGAGUGUUAUUACUGCCUAUCUAUAUCCAUCCAGUACUUGUUAUAUUAAUUUAAGAUAACAUGUAAUAAACACUGCUUUUGUGUAGAUUGAAAUUCUUUAUCAAUUUGGAGAAAGACUAAACUCAUAGUUUUGCAGUCCUUAAAACAAAAUGUUCUGGA